This is a messenger RNA of Metarhizium acridum CQMa 102, 1029 nucleotides long. Lineage: Eukaryota; Fungi; Ascomycota; Sordariomycetes; Hypocreales; Clavicipitaceae. The record is from RefSeq and is a predicted model, not a curated record.
AUGCUUUCUGGCUGUAUCUUUCUCUUAUCCUGGGCCUUCCCCGCCACGGCCGAACCAGCUCCAGAACGGCCCAGUUGUUCGCCCACCUUGAUUCCCGAUGGUUUGACCGACAAGCCGUCGAACAAUGGCGGCGCUCCGUUAAUUCUGAAGCCAUCUUGUAGUAAGCUGAACACUUCAAGCCACGCCGUCUUCCUGCGCGGCAAGCCUGGCGUUUCGCCUUUCGCCGAAUUCGGUGCUCUAGUUAAUGAUACAACUAUUACACCAGAGGGGAUUACAAUCAACGGCCUCAACGAUGGACAUAACGCCUUUACUGUGGUUGCUACUGAUAGACACGGCCAGAUCCUCAUGGGUAAUUUCAUGUUGCCGGUCGGGGGAAAUAAUACACCGCAUUCGGUCGUCGAGGAGUACGAGGGCAUCUUGUCCCGCACCAACCCAUCACCUUGCACAAAAUGCAGUGGUUGCGGCGCCUGCCCUGCAAGUCCAAUGUGCCAGCCAAGCUGUCAGAACCCUGACUUCGGAUCGUGCGAUUUCUACACAACUUGUGCUGAAGCCAGCCUUCACUGCGGGCCCUCGGGUUAUCCUAUUCGAUAUGGCGACAAGAUUUGUAAUCACUUUAAAUCUCGUAUGGGCGCCUUCUCAGAUCAAGGCCAGAGGUGGAUCAAUACCACCAUGAGCUGCCUGCAGAAAGCCUUGAUCGGACCGUUGACGGAUUGCGGUGCAACCUGCGAUGGAAUAACGGCGGCAGCCUUCGAUUCUCAUGCGCCAUGCUACGUUAAUAGUGGCGUUUGUGACUUGCCGCUGGGCGACUUGCUUCAGCUUGUCAUCACCUUAAAUACAGACCUCUUCGUUGGCCCGGCCAUGCAACAGAUCUUGAGUACGGUGAAGGGCUGCGCGGCUCAUUUUAUCGGUGGAAUAGAGGCGGGGGUUUUGGAGUUGAAGCAACCAAUCAUCAAGGACAAACGUUACGCACAGGACCAUCUUGCUAAAGUUGUUAUACUUGAAGGCGUAAAGAAGCAAUUACUAAAGUAA